Messenger RNA from Phacochoerus africanus (Common warthog), 4806 nucleotides. RefSeq names its product protein kinase AMP-activated non-catalytic subunit gamma 3 (gene PRKAG3). The record is from RefSeq and is a predicted model, not a curated record. NCBI's taxonomy places the organism in Eukaryota, Metazoa, Chordata, Mammalia, Artiodactyla, Suidae.
UGCCCAGAUACAGCGUUGCGCACUCCUCCAUGGAGCCUGCCGAGCUGGAGCAGGCACUGCGCAGGGUACCGGGGUCCCAGGGGGGCCAGGAGCUGGAGCAGCUGAGGCCAGAGGGCAGAGGGCGCACCACUGUGGAUACUCCCUCCUGGAGCAGCCUUGGGGGACCUGAGCAUCAAGAGAUGAGCUUCCUAGAGCAAGGAGAGAGCCGUUCAUGGCCAUCCCGAGCUGUGACCACCAGCUCAGAAAGAAGCCAUGGGGACCAGGGGACCAAGGCCUCUAGAUGGACAAGGCAGGAGGAUGUAGAGGAAGGGGGGCCUCCGGGGCCGAGGGAAGGUCCCCAGUCCAGGCCAGUUGCUGAGUCCACCGGGCAGGAGGCCACAUUCCCCAAGGCCACACCCUUGGCCCAAGCCGCUCCCUUGGCCGAGCUGGACAACCCCCCAACAGAGAGGGACAUCCUCCCCUCUGACUGUGCAGCCUCAGCCUCCAACUCCAACACAGACCAUCUGGAUCUGGGCAUAGAGUUCUCAGCCUCAGCGGCGUUGGGGGAUGAGCUUGGGCUGGUGGAAGAGAGGCCAGCCCCGUGCCCAUCCCCAGAGGUGCUGUUACCCAGGCUGGGCUGGGAUGAUGAGCUGCAGAAGCCGGGGGCCCAGGUCUACAUGCACUUCAUGCAGGAGCACACCUGCUACGAUGCCAUGGCGACCAGCUCCAAACUGGUCAUCUUCGACACCAUGCUGGAGAUCAAGAAGGCCUUCUUUGCCCUGGUGGCCAACGGCGUCCGAGCGGCACCUCUGUGGGACAGCAAGAAGCAGUGUUUCGUGGGGAUGCUGACCAUCACAGACUUCAUCUUGGUGCUGCACCGCUAUUACAGGUCCCCCCUGGUCCAGAUCUACGAGAUUGAAGAACAUAAGAUUGAGACCUGGAGGGAGAUCUACCUUCAAGGCUGCUUCAAGCCUCUGGUCUCCAUCUCUCCCAAUGACAGCCUGUUCGAAGCUGUCUACGCCCUCAUCAAGAACCGGAUCCACCGCCUGCCGGUCCUGGACCCUGUCUCCGGGGCUGUGCUCCACAUCCUCACACAUAAGCGGCUUCUCAAGUUCCUGCACAUCUUUGGCACCCUGCUGCCCCGGCCCUCCUUCCUCUACCGCACCAUCCAAGAUUUGGGCAUCGGCACAUUCCGAGACUUGGCCGUGGUGCUGGAAACGGCGCCCGUCCUGACUGCACUGGACAUCUUUGUGGACCGGCGUGUGUCUGCGCUGCCUGUGGUCAACGAAACUGGACAGGUGGUGGGCCUCUACUCCCGCUUUGAUGUGAUCCACCUGGCUGCCCAACAAACAUACAACCACCUGGACAUGAGUGUGGGAGAAGCCCUGAGGCAGCGGACACUGUGUCUGGAGGGCGUCCUUUCCUGCCAGCCCCAUGAGACCUUGGGGGAAGUCAUCGACCGGAUUGUCCGGGAACAGGUGCACCGCCUGGUGCUCGUGGAUGAGACCCAGCACCUUCUGGGCGUGGUGUCCCUCUCUGACAUCCUUCAGGCUCUGGUGCUCAGCCCUGCUGGAAUUGAUCCCUCGGGGCCUGAGAACCUUGGAACCUUCGCUCUCAGGCCACCUGGCACACCUGGAAGCCAGUGAAGGGAGCCGGGGACUCAGCUCUCACCUCCCCUCAGCCCCACUUGCUGGUCUGGCUCUUGUUCAGGUAGGCUCCGCCCGGGGCCCCUGGCCUCAGCAUCAGCCCCUCAGUCUCCCUGGGCACCCAGAUCUCAGACUGGGGCACCCUGGAGAUGGGAGUGGCCCAGCUUAUAGCUGAGCAGCCUUGUGAAACCUACCAGCAUCAAGACUCACUGUGGGACCACUGCUUUGUCCCAUUCUCAGCUGAAAUGAUGGAGGGCCUCAUAAGAGGGGUGGACAGGGCCUGGAGUAGAGGCCAGAUCAGUGACGUGCCUUCAGGACCUCCGGGGAGUUAGAGCUGCCCUCUCUCAGUUCAGUUCCCACCUGCUGAGAAUGUCCCUGGAAGAAAGCCAGUUAAUAAACCUUGGUUGGAUGGAAUUUCCACACUCGGUAAGAACUCAGGCUGGAAAGAGGAAACCUCUUUCUAAACACCCAUCUCAGUCAACUGGACAUGAAAUCAGACUCUUUCCUUGUAGCCCGGUUGCUAGAUUUGCAGACGGUGGGGGUGCAAAUUCCACCUGCUUGGCAGAGGUUCUCCUAUUGGAAAGGCAAUCGUCCCUCUCCAUUUAGUCUUCCACUCUCUUUCCCUCACAGGCUUCUCCAGGCCUCCCCCAUAGCCCUUGCCCUGUCUGUGCUCCCAGGAGGCCUCAAGAGUGCCCGGUCCACUGUGGGAUGAUGAAAUUAAGGAGAACGGCUGCAUCAAGCCUGGGGUUUUCUGAACCAGAGGCACUAGGAUUACCCCGGGGCUGACUGCACCAUGCCCACCCAUGGCUCUCCCCUCACCUGGCUCUCCCGGGGGUGAGGGUGGGGGGUGGGGAGCCCUUCAGCCACCAGUUCGGUCUGGGGCUCUGGACUGCUCAGCUCCUGGACUACCUGGCACUUGUCCCAGUGGUGUUCCCCCCCGGAAACUACCCCCGCGAUUGCUCACAACUUUGCCACUGCCCUUGUGCUCUCCCAGCAGUGCCUUUCAGGGCUGCCUGUUGGCGUGAGGGGUCCCCCCUCCAUUCUCACCCUUAGCUCUUACCAGUGAGCAGGGCUGUCGGUCCCCUGUGAGGGCCCUGCAUUUGGAUGACGGAGGAUGAACCAUUGAGAAAGCCAAAAGAAUAACCCAUGAACUUAGACUUCAUAAGUUUCACUCUGAAAAGGCUCCGGUCAUCCUGAAUGUGUGGUUCUUUCUGAAUUCAAAGACACAGAGGAAAAUUUGAAAUGGACAGACCUUGCAAGUGACGCUUCUUUUGCGUGUGAAAAGAAAUUUCCUUUUCAUCUUUUAUUUAUAACAAAACUAUGAAGGAAACCUUCAUCAGUUACUUAUAUCCAACUCCGUCCACACACUCUCAUCUGCAAGAAACGUUAACUGAAUUUUUCUAACACUGGAUGUAAUUUCCAGCACGAGCUCCAUUUCACCAGGCGGUAGAAAUUAAUCUCCGUCACUCCGGGGUUCCUCUUCCACGUUUUCUUGGGGUUAAUUUUGGUGGUGGCGGCGGGGGGGGCUUUAAGUGGUAUACGACUUUGGCCUUCAGCCAUCAUCAUCCCUCCAUGCCAGCACCUGCUGAAACAUCCGCAUGCCUAUGUGGUUGGUCACUGGCGGGGCAGAGGUGGGGCAUGGCCCCCGCAAGGUACUCCCUCCCUCCCUACCAUGAAGCCUCCUCGGGUCUGCCUGCUCCUGGGGCAUGAGGACAUUUUAGGUCCUGUCCCUGCACCCCUCCGGGCCUCUGGCAGCUCUGCAGGGCCAUCCCAAGCCCAUCCGUUGAGUCAGACAGCAAGGGGUCCCUUCCCCUCUGCGCUCAGCUGUUUCCCCAGCCUCUACCCAGGAAGCAGGGGGCCCAGGGUUCUUCCAUCUUUGACACUUCCAAACCUCCCUGGGAUGUUUGUCAUGCUCCCCACUCCCUUCAGACACAGCGCCCUUGUCAGGGCCCUUUUCUCAACCCCUGUCCCCCAUUGUCCAUAUAGAGUCUCUUUGCUUCCCCAGGGCCCACUGUGGACUCUUUACACAGCGGGGAAAGAGGAGGCCUUUUUCUCUAACCCAUCUUACAGGCUUCCAAAUUCACCGUAUGUGUCUUGAGUUCUUGUGAGCCAGGCUUCUGACGUUCCAAAGCCAAGACUGAGUUUCUGCUGUGUCACCCCUGUGGUAAUGGACACUGCAGGUCUGCUGUCCGGGGGGAGAGGGAAGGUUAACAUUUCUAAAAUAUGAUCCUACCCCAUUUACCUCACAGAGCGACAGAGUGAGGACAUCUGUGUUUGAUGAGUCAGGCUGUAAAUGAAGAUAUUUUCUCAUGGACACUCAGCUUCUGUGUCUGGUUUUGCCAUAACCAAUGGGUCAGUGCUGGUUCUGCUCUGGCCCUACCUGGGAAGGUUCUGGAUCUUGGGCUCAAGUGGGAGGAUGGGACAGGGGGUGCCCUCAGUGUCAGUGGGGAGUGACAGUGUCUAUGGGGAGCCUGGGGUAGGCGGUCUCCAUCGGCUCCAGGUAGAGUGUGGCAGGAUCAGUUUUUUGAGGCGGCGUGGCAGGUGGUUCUGCAUGAGCAAAACUUCAGCCGUCACAGCCCAGGCUGUGGGUGGAAAGGACAGCCCGGGAAAGCACUCUUUCCCCCUCCUGCUCCCCUUGAAAAAGGAUUCAGGAUUUGCCCCCCUCAGGCCCUUCCGUGAGCCCCACCCCCAGUCUCAAACCCCCUGCUCUGCCCACAGCCCAGCCCUCUCAUCAUGGCCACUGGAAGAGAGGUGAAGGGUUGCCAUGGAAACUGCAACCACUCCCACUCAAGCUCAGAAAAGAAGUGUGAAACCCGCCCUGCCAUCCCCUCUGCUCGAUUGUGCCAACCUGGGCUCAUCAAGUUCUCCAGGCAUCAUGCCCUCAUUGCUUCCCCUGGGCUCCAAAGCUGUCAGGCUAGACUCCCACAGCCUCCUUAGCAUCACAGAGGUUCUCAACCCUGGCUGUGCAACAGGAUCACCUGGGAAGUUUACUAUAAUGCAAAUCCCAAUGCCUUCUUUCUAGAAAUUCUAGUUUCCCGACUUGGGGGUGAGACCUGGGCAACUGUAUUUAUUUUCUGUGGAAACUAGAGAUUUAUGAUUAAUAACACCUGGUGAGCAUGACAGGGUACUGAGAAAAAAGAAUGCCUCCUUCUCAUGAUUAGUAAAGUCAUUUGUCAUGGUA